Molecule: messenger RNA, 1629 nt
Organism: Mytilinidion resinicola
Lineage: Eukaryota; Fungi; Ascomycota; Dothideomycetes; Mytilinidiales; Mytilinidiaceae
Exons: 8
Source: RefSeq, a predicted model, not a curated record
UAUGUUUCCUGCAUCAAUCAUACGGGCCAGCACCAUAAUGGUCACUAUUUUAAAAUAGUACCAACAAACCUCUGGCCUGAAAUUCCAUUCUUAAUAAUGCGCUUCAACAAUCAGGGUCUAGAGCCUGAUAAGAAUGAGGACUGCUUUGUUAUAGAAACAAACCAAUCACGAAAAAAGUUUUGUGGCCGCCUACUUCAGGCUACCUGUAAUGUUGUAUUCAACAUCUUUGUACCAAAGGAUCGUACAGAGUGCGAGUAUAUUCUAUUUACCUCCCAUGGAACCCAUACACACCCUCCACCGCCAGGAAGGCGAACACCACAAGAGCUAAUAGCAGGACUAAUGUCUGUUAUUAGUCGGAUCAAUGAUCCAGCUCUCACAACAAAUGGACUACUCAAAAAUCCCGCUCUUCGUGAAUUCUGCCUACAGCACCAGGGAAAAUCCUUGAUCGAUGUUCAUAAAAGCUUUGCUAAUAUGGAUAAAGUCUCUGUUCUUAUCUAUAAGCAGAGGCUUCUUUCUUAUCCUGAGGGUCAGGAUAUUGCAGGAGUAGAGCAUGAGUUUAAAACUCGGCACCUUGGGAAUCCAGACGCGUAUAUUCAACGAAUCUAUAAUGACGGCGCGAAUAUACUUAUUUUCUGCUUCUUUAAGCAACAGGCAAAGCUCUUACUGCAGCUUGAAUCCUAUGAGUGCGAAAUGGGUUUUAAACGACUAUAUAACUCUGAGGAGAAGGAGAUAGUCUUUACAACGUUCUCACAGGAACACGGAAAAGUAAUUACACUUGCUCGAGUGCUAGUGAACCGCGAAUCUGUUGUUCUAUAUGAGAGGAUGUUUUCAAUGUUCUUUGACACUGUUUCAAAGCUUUUUGAGGUUCCAAUUCUAUGGUUUCAUAUACAUGGCCGUGGCUUCCGGGCUAUGGUAAUGGAUAUGGAUACAAAGCAGAUGCCAGGAUUUGGCCGCUAUCUCUCUGGGAUAGAUCCUCAGCGACGCCACUGGCAAUGGCAUGUCAAGCAUGCAGUUGUUUACUGCACAAUUCACUUUCAACAUGGUGUUGAGCGCGCAGUUGGUAUAGGAACUCGACGACCAACAUCUCUAUGGCAUCGAAUGAUAUCGCUCCAACACUGCCAGUCUGCAGAGGAGUAUAUGACUCUCUGUGAUCUCCUAAUGAACGACAAGGUCCAAGGGUGGGCACGACAUAAACGCCACCCUAUAAUAGCUAGUGGACUCAAUAAGUAUUGCUCUGACGUCGAUCCAGAGAUCUGGGACAAGUUAAGAAAAAAUACUAAUGCAACUGAGCAAACUCACUACAAGUCUGACUCUAUGGGGCGGCGCCUAAGUCUAUUGCGUGCAAUACAUUACGGAGAGAUUCUUGACCGCCGAGACUAUCAACAAGAGGCUGUUCGUACGUGGCAUGGAAUAGGUCAUACAUAUCGAUCGACUGCUCUUACGACUAGAUAUGAGGAAGCAAAUCGUAGGGAGAGUAAGUUGUCAUUAAUCCAUUAUCACUGCAUUACUAAUAUAUUCCUAAAGAGGCUCUCUUUGAAAGAGAACUUCAGGCAAGGCAGAAGCGGCGACGUAACGAUGAUGACGACGACUUUCCUGACUUUCUAUCAGAGGCAACAUCUUCUGGUGUAG